Molecule: messenger RNA, 2023 nt
Organism: Mollisia scopiformis
Lineage: Eukaryota; Fungi; Ascomycota; Leotiomycetes; Helotiales; Mollisiaceae
Product: heme peroxidase
Exons: 5
Coding region: 304-1887 (527 amino acids)
Biological process (GO): response to reactive oxygen species; cellular response to oxidative stress; hydrogen peroxide catabolic process
Molecular function (GO): heme binding; peroxidase activity
Source: RefSeq, a predicted model, not a curated record
CUCACUCGAUCGGUGGUUCCACGACGAUCAGGGAUCAUGAAGUCGGCCGCACAUUUUUCCUUCGGUUUCUUCUGGUCUGAUUGGAAGACGAGUGGCUUCGAUGUCCAAUUUGGGUGGUCAUUUUCUUUUAUCCGAAUGCAUGCAUAUGCAGAAGAGCGAACAUGGACCAAUCGACGACCAUACCACGAUUACUCCAGAGCUGAAAAGACGGAGCUGUAAUAUCUACGACUAUGGCCAAACACUUUAUAUGGUCAGGUCAAACUCUACAAUAAUCUCUACCUAUUCAGCCUACAAUUCAGCAUCAUGCCCGCCAAUAUGCCUACUACCACUUUACUCUUUAUAGGAGCCGCUCUUUUAGCUCUCUCACCUGCAACUCGUGCGACGCUAUUCUACCCUACAGUACAAGCAUCACUCCUUGAACACAUACUCGUCGAUACACAUGGCGCUCAUGCUUCUGGAUUUGCGGAUGCAAUUACACCAUGUACGAACUACGUAUCUGGUAGUCAAAAUGAAGGCCGGGAGACAGCAGCGCAGUGGCUCAGGGUCGCGUUUCACGAUUUCGUGACUGCGCAUGUAGAUGAAGGUACCGGGGGUAUUGAUGCGAGCAUCGGGUUUGAGACUUUGAGAGAAGAGGAUUCGGGGACUGCUUUCAAUGAUUCUUUCAGUUUCUUCAGGCCGUAUGUCAGUUCUAAGGUCAGCAUGGCCGAUCUAGUUGCUCUCUCUGUGACUAUGAGUGUUGGAAGUUGUGGCGGUCCUCAGAUUCCUGUCAGAGGGGGCAGAAUUGAUGCCACUGAAGCAGGGCCAUUCGGUGUACCGGCUCCCGACACAGACCUUCCAACGACUCUCCAAUAUUUCGCAAACUCUGGUUUCAAUCAAGUAGACUCUAUUGGUCUCACUGCUUGUGGUCAUACCAUGGGAAGUGUCCAUCACGGCGGGUUUCCGACAGUUGUCGGUCCUCAAGCAGUUGCGAACAACAAUAUUGCAGGAGGCAUUCACUUCGACAGCACUGUAGCUGUAUUUGACCCUGUUGUAGUUACGGAGUACUUGAACAGUACAGGCCAAGCGGGAGGACCGCUUGUGACAUCUUUCAAUGUCUCCUCACGAAGCGAUCUUCGACUGUACGAAAGUGACAACAAUGCCACUAUGAUAGAACUUGCGCAACAGGGCGAGGGAUUCUUACAUACUUGCUCUACGCUUCUUCAGAGAAUGGUGGAGACGGUUCCAAGCAACGUUGUGUUAUCAGAUGUCGUCUCGCCGAUAGAAAUCAAGCCAAUAAACGCCAGUCUCGACUUUGAUGCCACAGGAAACUUAAUCUUUACUGGCUAUAUUCGAGUUCUGUCAUCUGUAGCUGCAAAUGCCCCCACUUCGCUGUCGAUUUCCACUUCAGAAUCUCAGUCAGUACCUUUGACAGCGGAAAGUACCCUAGGCACCAAUGUCUUCGGUGUCACCACGUUCUUUCCAUUCAAUGUCAGCAUCACGGGUCCAAAUUCUUUCGAAUCAUUCAAAAUUCAAUGUCCUGGACGAGAAAAGACAUUUUCAGUAAAAUCCUCCGCGUUUGUCGUCCCAUCUCUGUCAUCUAGUACAUCAGAAGCGACGACCGUUACGAAUUUCACUGUCGCCGUUUCUUCUUCAGCGCCUUCGUAUAUCAAGCGAUCGUCUAAGCGUGAUUCUACUCCCGGGAUAACGGUUCAGGCUCCAGUAGGACAGAUGGGAACUCUUGGACCUGCGAUAUUGACAUUUUCGGACGUUACAGUGACCAACAUUGGGUCGAAAGCUGGCUAUGAAUUAUGGUUUGGAUCAGUCAAUGUCGGUACGAAUGUCACCGGUGCAGUGAGUAUCGCUGCAUUGGACAGCGAUGGGAACGAACUCGACAUACUGUUUGUGUGAUUGUGCACAUCAGUUGACAGCGCAGUCCGCUCUUCGAGAAAUAUAUUCUGCAAUUUCUGAUACAUAUAAUAUCAUUCACAAAUACCAACGAUAGUUUCCUCCAUCCUCCAAAUCAUCAAGUCGUGGUAUCCCCUGC